Molecule: messenger RNA, 1972 nt
Organism: Aaosphaeria arxii CBS 175.79
Lineage: Eukaryota; Fungi; Ascomycota; Dothideomycetes; Pleosporales
Product: UPF0016-domain-containing protein
Exons: 3
Coding region: 233-1819 (528 amino acids)
Biological process (GO): Golgi calcium ion transport; manganese ion transmembrane transport; calcium ion transmembrane transport
Cellular component (GO): Golgi apparatus; fungal-type vacuole membrane
Molecular function (GO): calcium ion transmembrane transporter activity; manganese ion transmembrane transporter activity
Source: RefSeq, a predicted model, not a curated record
CUUUCGCCUUACUGUGUACAAUCCAGCUCUGUACUACCACCAUCUCUCUGCCACCUCCGUGCAAUUUUGCGACGCAGCCUGUAGGCCUGUCGAAACUUCUUGUCGGAUUCUUUGUCUUCUCCUCGACGUUAUUUCUUUCCUUUCUCCAUCACAUUCUUUACCUUCCUUCAACUAUUCUACCCCGACUACUACCUACUACCGAUCCCUCCCCUGUCCACAUUUCGCCAUCACCAUGAGGCUACGACACUCCCGAGGACCCGCGCUCCUCCUCCUCCUUCCUACACUCCAGGUUCUCGCUGCCUCGAUCGCGAAAGACCUCGAUAUCGACGAUAAACAGAUUGCCCGUGGGCGCCCGGCCAUACCAGCAUACCCAGACCUCACAGCCCUGCCUUCCCCAUCCCCGGCCCCCGCUUCGAAAGGAACAAAAGACGCUCCUGUAGAUGGGUUCGAUGGCAAGCCCCACGAAGGACCUUAUGUCGAAGACAAACCCACUACUCCAAAGAACACGCCUGCCGCGAUUGAAGAAUUGCGUCUGGGGGCCACUCGUAUCAACACUCCCACGAAGGAGCUGACAAAAGAAGAGUGGGCUACUCUCGGGGAGGAGGACGAUGGGGUCAUGAACGAUCCAGACAGGAAAUCACCUACGGGAAAUACUGGCACAGAGGGUGGUGUGUCCGCCAAAGAGAAAGAUCGAAAAGAACAGGAAGAUAGGACAGGUUCGAAAGUGGAGAAAAUCCCAGAAUCGCCGAAGGAGGCUCCUGCGUUACCACACAGCGAUCAGCAACAGCAAUUCUUAGACGAACUCAACCUUCCCACGCAGACCCGGGUUCUCGGUGCCCAAGGACUAGAGAAACCUACUGAUCUUCCCGAAUCCCCCCACGAUGACAUUCCCAACCCAUUGCCCCCAUCCGUCCCUAAAGUCGAUGGGCUCGAUACCGAGUCUCCGAAGCACAGUACCGCAUACGAUGAUUCUUCCGAUAAUGAGGAUCCGGAGGGCAUCAUUCGACCGUUCCACUCAUUCGUUCUCUCAUUCACCAUGAUCAUCUUCUCAGAGAUUGGAGACAAGACAUUCUUGGUCGCUGCAUUGAUGGCCAUGCGUCACCCUCGACUGGUUGUUUUCACUGCCGCUUUCGCUGCGCUCAUCGCCAUGACAGUUCUUUCUGCCGUGCUCGGACACGCCCUUCCCGCGCUCAUUCCUGAACGCCUUACACAUUUCGCAGCCGCCGUCCUUUUCCUGGUAUUUGGUGCUAAAUUGAUGCGUGAAGGAUUAGCCAUGAGCCCCGGCGAAGGUGUGGGCGAGGAGAUGAGAGAGGUAGAAAUGGAAUUGGAAGAGAAGGAGCAACUUGCCCGCGCAAAUGGACGACGAAAAUCCUCCAUCUCUCCAUAUGCCCUUGAAUCCGGCCGUGCCCGACGGUCAAGGUCGAAUUCCCGUCUCCCUGCUCCAGCACGUAGCCCCUCAUCUUCACCUGCACGAUCCCCAUCGCCACAUGGCUCAUCGGUCGCAAAGGCUAUGAGUGGUCUCAACAAUCUUUUCUCUCUUCUUCUUAGCCCGGCUUGGGUGCAAACAUUCAUUAUGACUUUCCUUGGAGAGUGGGGAGAUCGCAGCCAAAUUGCUACUAUUGCGAUGGCAGCUGGAUCUGAUUAUUGGUGGGUCACCGGAGGUGCUGUCAUAGGCCAUGGUUGCUGCACUGCUCUUGCUGUUAUCGGCGGGCGUGCCAUUGCUGGCAAAGUUAGCAUGCGUGUUGUCACACUGGGAGGCGCUUUUGCAUUCCUGGCAUUUGGCAUUAUCUACCUUUUCGAAGCCGCAUACCACGAAUAGAUGGUACCUUUAUCGAGAUAUCAGCUCCUCAAGACAUACCUGCCAACACUAUAUUACAUACUCGGUUGCCAUCGAUCUUCCGAAUAUCUAUCCCCGCUACAACCACAUUUUCCUUCGAUGCUGUAAUAUUAAUCCGUCACCUCACAAGCAUAC